This is a messenger RNA of Alternaria viburni, 660 nucleotides long. RefSeq lists its product as uncharacterized. The transcript has 3 exons. Lineage: Eukaryota; Fungi; Ascomycota; Dothideomycetes; Pleosporales; Pleosporaceae. The record is from RefSeq and is a predicted model, not a curated record. Bases 1 to 660 code for a protein of 219 amino acids.
AUGGGCGGCCAUGGAGCGACCUACCUGUAUCAGCCAAUAAACGCCAGCGAAGAGGCCCGUAUCCUUCGUCUAGAGCCAGGCGCAUUUGCUGAGCCUCUCAUCGGCAGCCUUGUGGUGCGAAAGAUCGGGGAUGAAGAUGACGAAGACGAAGACGAAGACGAGGAGCACCCGCGAGCCUACGAUUGCGUUUCUUAUUGCUGGGGACCCCAAGAGAACUUCACUUCAUUCGAUUGCGGCGGCAAAGCUCUUCGUGUUACGGCCGCUGUGGACGAGAUGUUGCGGUACCUGCGGGAGCCAAUCGAGCCGCGUUAUCUGUGGAUAGAUGCUAUAUGUAUCAAUCAAGCCGAUAACCAAGAGAAGAGCCAGCAAGUGCGCAUAAUGGGCAAGGUUUAUCUCAUGGCUUGUACAGUGCGCGUCUGGCUGGGCCCCACAACCGACGAGGAAAUGGAUGCUGUAUUCUCACUAUUCGACCGUGGCAGCGCGUGCCGAACCGAGGACUUAAAACGUAUUCCGGAUAUAUUGCACUUUUUGAGGCCUUUAGAUCCGGUCAUCGAGAGCUUCUUUUCGCGAUCCUGGUUCACAAGACGAUGGAUACUGCAAGAAUACUUGUUCACUGCGGACAUUAUCGAGUUCCAUGGGACCAUCUUCACGAACGUGUGA